GGCCGCCCGGCGGGUGCUGCCGCGGGUCGGGGCCGGGGCGACGGGGAGCGGAGCGGAGCCAGCCCCGGCCGUGUGCGGGCUGCCCCGAGGCUGCAGCGUCCGGUGGGACCAUGGCGGCGCUGGGCAUGGCGGCACUGAGGAGGGGUAGCGGCGCGGCUCCCCGUCUCCUCGCCGUGGCCGUCUCCUGCCAGAGCUGCCGCCCCAAAGCCAGCCAGUGCCCCGGCGACGGCGGCCACGGGCAGCCCAGGGACCACCACCCGGCGGCCCCCGGCAGAGCCCGGCGCGGCGCCGAGCCCGGCCCCGCCGCGGGCAGCCAGCCCCUCCCGGCCGAGGGAGCCGACACCAAGACCUACUUGUGGGCCAGGUACCACGAGAUGAAAAAGCUGGUCUACGAUCUCCUUCCACCAGGAGUCUGCAAUCUCCUCAACCCGGCCGCUAUCUAUGCUAACAAUGAGAUCAGCCUGGGCGAUGUUGAGAUAUAUGGCUUUGACUACGAUUACACAUUAGCACAGUAUUCUAAUUUACUACACUCUAUGAUUUUCAACACUGCCAGAGACAUCCUAAUAGAACAAUUCAAGUAUCCAGAAGGGCUUGGGAAGUAUGACUACAUUCCAGGGUUUGCCAUACGUGGACUUCACUAUGAUGUACAAAAGAGUCUUCUCAUGAAGAUUGAUGCUUUCCAUUAUGUCCAGCUGGGGACAGCAUAUAGAGGGCUCAAACCAGUGCCUGAUGAAGAGGUAAUCGAACUCUACGGUGGUACGCAGCACAUCCCCCUGUACCAGAUGAGUGACUUCUAUGGCAAGUCCUCUGCCCAGGGUCCAUCACUUAAGCAGUUCAUGGACAUUUUUUCUCUUCCUGAAAUGACGCUGCUCUCUUCAGUCAUUGAUUACUUCAUAACUCAUGGCAUUGAGUUUGACCAGGUGCAUCUUUACAAGGAUAUAUCUGAUGCUAUUAGAGAUGUGCAUGUGAAAGGAGUGAUGUACAAAUGGAUUGAAAAAGAUCUGGAACAGUAUAUUCUACACGGGGAUGAAAUCUAUGCUGUGCUUAACCGACUGGUGAACCACAAGAAGAAACUCUUCCUCAUUACAAACAGUCCCUUUAGCUUUGUGGACAAAGGAAUGAAACACAUGGUUGGCAAGAACUGGCGGGACUUAUUCGACAUGGUCAUUGUGCAAGCUGACAAGCCCAACUUCUUCACUGAUCGGCGGAAACCUUUUCGAAAACUGGAUGAUAAAGGCUCACUGCAGUGGGACAAAAUAAACCAACUGGAGAAAGGAAAGAUCUACAAAGAGGGUAACCUCUUUGAUUUUCUGAGGCUGACAGGCUGGCGUGGGUCCAAAGUGCUCUACUUUGGUGACCAUCUGUACAGCGACCUUGCGGACCUCAUGCUGCGUCACGGCUGGAGGACUGGAGCCAUCGUUCCUGAACUGGAGACGGAGAUUCGGAUCAUAAACACAGAGCAGUACAUGCACUCCUUGACCUGGCAGCAGGCUCUGACGGGGCUGCUAGAGAGAAUGCAGAUGUAUCAGGAUGCGGAGUCAAAGCAAGUAUUGCUGGAGUGGAUGAAGGAAAGGCAGGAGAUCAGGUCGCUGACGAAGAACCUGUUCAACCCCCAGUUCGGAAGCAUCUUCCGCACCUUCCACAACCCCACGUAUUUCUCUCGACGGCUGGUGCGGUUCUCCGAUAUUUACAUGGCUUCCAUCAGCUGCCUGCUGAACUACGACGUGAAUUUCACCUUCUACCCCCGGCGCACCCCUCUGCAGCACGAGGCUCCACUCUGGAUGGAUCAGCUCUGCACAGGCUGCAUGAAAACCCCCUUCCUGGAGGAGAUGGUGCAUAUCCGGUGAAGGGCCAGGUACUCCGGGCAACAGCACAGUUUGAGUCUGUACGUGGGGCCAGGCUCCUUGGCCAGCAGCACCUCUGUCUACCACUAAAGGGCGUUUGACACUUACGUAUGUGUGUAGAUGGUGUGUUUAUUUUUUUCCCUUUGCUGGUUCCAUCCCUUUCCCUGAGGUGCUUUGCAGGCGGGACAGAGGAUGGAUGCUUGUUCUGGGCCAUAAAAGUUAGCUGCAGGGAGUCCUCUGUAGGAGUAGGUGAGAUGGAGAGCCAGUGCUGGUGGUGGGAAGCUGCCGUUCCCUGCUCUGUGCCCAGAGCAGUGGCUCAGAAAUGGAGUCUUGAGUCUCCGGUGCUUGGUGAGCACAACGCGGGUUCCCACAGGAGGUGUGACAAGGUCUGUCAGGUCUGUAGCUGCCCCGACAGGUACUACAGCGUGAGUAGUUCUGCAGGUGGACAGUGAGGGGACAGGGUUGCUGACUGGGCAACCAGUGAAGUGCAUCAGUGACUCCAUCACAGAUGACAAAGUACCAUCAGCAGUGUUACCUAUCCAGAACUGAUAUCAGCAGCCUCAGCCUCAUCCCGCUCCCUGCCAGACUGGUCUGUCCAGCUGGUGCCUCUGGUAGGUAACUGUUAGUUAAAUGUGCAGGAUGUGCAAGUCCUGGGUGAGAGCUGGAUGUGAGUAGGUCAGAAGGUCGAAAAACAAGUAUUUGGUGGCAUGCCUGUUUUUUGAGUAAGCUUAGUGUAUUUUUUUGGGUUUGGUGCCAUGUGACAUCAAUAUUGUGGCAGUUGAUGCAGUAUGGUCUGUUGGGACAUGUGCAGCCUUUCAGGGAAGGUGUAGGGUUGUCAGCAGAGGUGGUGGCCUUCCACCUGUGUUUGCCAGGAUGUGGCCUAAGGUGUAUGGAGGGGCUGGUGAGGAUGUCCUGGGGGGAGGCGCAAGCGUGAAGUGCUGCUGGGUGUCAUGGCUCAGAAAAGGGAGUGUGGCCUGCAAAGCACUGUAGUGCCUCCUGAGGAGGAGGAGGAGGAAGGAGAGGAAAGAGGUGAUAGUAGCGAUGCCAGAGCAUAGAGGACUGGGGACAAGGGUGAUGGCCUGGAGGCCCAGGCAGGUCAGAGCUGCUUUGGGAUGUGAGGGGCAGAAAGUAGGUUCUUCACCCGGCUCGGGGCCAUGCUGUUCUUGGCCAGGCUUGUGCCAGGCAGGGUGUUGAGGAGGCAUAAAGGGGCUGUUUGUUAGGUGGGUAGGGGUUGUUGAGAGUUUGGGGCACCCUGAUGCUGGCUGGCCCUGGGAAACAGGAGAAAAUCAUGCCAUCGGAAAGCUGAGUGUGUGGGAAGCUGAUGGCUAUGGGGUG
Molecule: messenger RNA, 3179 nt
Organism: Gymnogyps californianus (California condor)
Lineage: Eukaryota; Metazoa; Chordata; Aves; Accipitriformes; Cathartidae
Gene: NT5DC2
Product: 5'-nucleotidase domain containing 2
Exons: 15
Coding region: 111-1847 (578 amino acids)
Molecular function (GO): 5'-nucleotidase activity
Source: RefSeq, a predicted model, not a curated record